This is a messenger RNA of Lactuca saligna, 2733 nucleotides long. Lineage: Eukaryota; Viridiplantae; Streptophyta; Magnoliopsida; Asterales; Asteraceae. The record is from the annotation of a GenBank genome assembly.
AUGAAAUCCGUUGUUGUUCUUCAUCAUCUCCUCUGUCUCCUUCUCCUAUUUUCACAUCUAAAAUCCGUUUCUUCGUGGAAAAAAGAAGAAUUCAGGAACUGUGAUCAAACCCCUUUCUGCAAAAGAGCUAGAUCACGAAAACCCCAACACUGUAAACUCACUGCCACCGAUGUAGUAGUAGACAACGGAGAUCUAACUGCAAAACUCAUAACCCCGAACAACUUUCAACAAAACCUUGAUGAAGAUUCAUCAGAAAUCGCAUCAAAACCCCUAAUCCUUUCUUUAUCUGUUUAUCAGAAUGGAAUUUUGCGGUUGAAGAUUGACGAAGACCCAUCUCAAAAUCCACCAAAAAAACGUUUUGAAGUGCCUGAUGUUGUUCUCCCUGAGUUCGAAAGCAAAAAACUUUGGUUACAGCGGCAUACUAAAGAGGUAAUUAAUGGGGAUUCUGCUGAAUCGUUCGUUGUUUAUUUGUUUGAUGGAUAUGAAGCUGUUAUUAGAAGCGAUCCAUUUGAGGUUUUUGUUAGGGAACAAGGUAGUGGUAACCGUGUAUUGUCCUUCAACACUCACGGAUUGUUUGAUUUUGAGCAAUUAAGGGUUAAAAAAGAAGGGGACAAUUGGGAAGAAAGGUUUAGAAGUCACACCGAUUCUCGCCCAUAUGGCCCACAAUCCAUCAGCUUCGAUAUGUCAUUCUAUGGUGCUGACUUCGUUUAUGGUAUCCCUGAACACGCCACUACCCUUUCUCUAAAACCCACAAAUGGACCUGGUGUUGAACAAUCUGAACCUUACAGAUUAUUCAAUCUAGAUGUUUUCGAGUAUAUAACCGAUUCACCAUUCGGUCUCUAUGGUUCAAUACCCUUUAUGCUUUCACACGGGAAAUCACACGGGACUUCAGGGUUCUUCUGGUUAAACGCAGCUGAAAUGCAAAUUGACGUUCUUGCCCCUGGUUGGGAUGCAGAAUCCUCCAUUUCCUUACCCUCCGACCAGAAAAGAAUCGACACAUUAUGGAUGUCAGAAGCCGGAAUCAUCGAUUCCUUCUUUUUCAUUGGACCAAAACCGAAAGAUGUAGCCAAACAAUACGCAAGUGUAACAGGAACAUCAGCAAUGCCUCAGUUAUUUGCAACAGGAUAUCAUCAAUGCAGAUGGAAUUACAGAGAUGAAGAAGAUGUCAAGAAUGUAGAUUCAAAAUUCGAUGAACAUGAUAUCCCAUAUGAUGUUUUAUGGCUUGACAUUGAGCAUACGAAUGGGAAACGAUACUUCACAUGGGACAGAGUUCUUUUUCCAAACCCUGAAGAAAUGCAAAAAGAUUUGGCUUCAAGAGGUAGGAAAAUGGUGACGAUUGUGGACCCACAUAUAAAGAGAGAUGAAGGGUAUCAUAUACAUAAAGAGGCUUCUAAGAAUGGAUAUUAUGUGAAGGAUGCAACAGAGUAUAGUGGUUCAACUCCUUCAUUGUAUAUUUGGAAUGAUAUGAAUGAGCCUUCUGUGUUUAAUGGACCUGAGGUGACAAUGCCUCGAGAUGCUUUACAUUAUGGGAAUAUUGAGCACAGAGAGUUGCAUAAUGCAUAUGGUUACUAUUUCCAUAUGGCUACAUCUGAUGGACUUUUGAAACGUGAAGGAGGAAAAGAUAGACCUUUUGUUUUAUCAAGAGCAUUUUUUCCUGGGACCCAGAGAUAUGGGACUGUUUGGACAGGGGAUAACACUGCAGAAUGGGAACAGCUUCGGGUUUCUGUUCCAAUGAUUUUGACACUUGGCAUUACAGGGAUAACAUUCUCAGGUGCUGAUGUUGGAGGGUUUUUUGGUAAUCCUGACACCGAGUUACUUGUUCGUUGGUAUCAAGUGGCAGCUUAUUUGCCCUUUUUUAGAGGACAUGCACAUCAUGAUACAAAAAGAAGAGAACCUUGGUUAUUCGGGGAUCGGAAUACCGAAUUGAUGAGGGAGGCUAUACGUGUAAGAUACACAUUGCUCCCGUAUUUCUACACUCUUUUUAGAGAAGCAAACGUGAGUGGGGUCCCUGUUGUUCGUCCUCUUUGGAUGGAAUUUCCCAAUGAUGAAGCCACUUUCAAUAAUGAUGAGGCGUUCAUGGUCGGAAACGCCCUUCUAGUUCAAGGAAUUUACACCGAGAAUGCAAAAGAUGCAAGUGUUUAUCUACCAGGGGAUGAAACUUGGUAUGAUCUUAGAAGUGGAACUGCAUAUAAAGGAGGAAAGACUCAAAAGGUGGAAGCAUCGGGUGCGAUUCCGGUGUUUCAAAGGUCCGGAACCAUAAUUCCAAGGAAAGACCGAUUCCGUAGAAGCACAGUACAAAUGGAGAAUGAUCCUUACACUCUGGUGAUUGCUCUUGAUAGUUCAGGAGAGGCUGAAGGUGAGCUUUACAUUGAUGAUGGAAAGAGCUACGACUUCAAAAACGGUGCAUACAUUCAUCGCCGUUUUCUAUUCUCCAAUGGGAAACUUACAUCUGUAAACUUAGCCACGUCAGCAUCAGUGGGGCCCACGUUCUUGUCUGAUUGCACCAUUGAAAGGAUCAUAUUGCUUGGGCAGACAUCCAAACCGAAAAGUGCGCGUAUUGAGCCGGCUAACCGUGUGACAGAGGUCGAACUUGGUCCGAUACAGACUCGAACCGGGGUUCGACCAUCGGUUCUGACCAUCCGUAAACCUAAUGUGAAAGUUUCGGAGGAUUGGAGUAUACAGCUUUUCUUAAAAAAAGGUACUUCAAAUGGCCGAGGGAAGGCGAAGGCAUGA